AAAGACUAAUACUCCAUAAGAAAACAAGGUAUUCGUUGCGAAUACUCUUGAAAGUAUAUAUAUGUUUAGUUAGUAAGUACGAUCCAUUCGUAGCGAAUAAAAAGUCUUUUUGUUGUUGUGUUAUUUUUUGUUCUUCAUAUCUUCUGUGUUGUUAGGAAAUAAAUUUUAAAAAAAGAUUAAGAUGUGUUCAUUUAUAUUCUGGUUCUUUCUUGCUACUCUUGAACUUUGUUCAUGGUUACUUUGAGAAAAUACUUACAUCAAUACGAAAACUCUGUUAAUAGUAUUUAAUUUGACAUAAUAUUAACAUUUUUGGCUUUACGAUAACACUGUACGAGCGGUACGAAGACCCUGCAAAAACGAUACGAAGGUCCUGUAGAAUGUAUAGGUACACUUUGUCAAUGCAUACGAAAGUCUGUGUAUUUGUGAUACGAAAGCCCUGUAAAAACUGAUACGAAAGCCCUGUAAAAUCGAUAAAAAAGUGCAUUAAUUUUUGAUUACGAAAGCCCUGUCAAAAAGGCGAUACGAAAGCCCAGUAAAACUUAAAAAACACUGGGCUUUCGUAACCGACCGUUCCGAGAUGAUACUUUCUCGUCAAAUUUUAUGAACAUAAUACGAAUUACUAAAGUAUUACAAAAGGUGGAUUCGUUGACAUAGUGUUCUUCGCUUUGUUUUCAGUAACGACAACCACAAGUACAAGCACAACGACAACGACAAGUACAAGUACAAGUACAACGACAAGUACGAGUGCAACUACAGCAACAACUACAACUUCAACUUCAGCGACAACUGCAACUACAACUACAGCGACAACUGCAACUACAACUACAGCGACAACUUCAACUUCAACUUCAACUACAACACCAAGUCCAGCAUGUGCUGCAAUAAGUUUUGCCAAUGGUGAUUUUGAAUCUGGUACAUCCGCGGGCUGGACAGUCGGUGGUGGUUCACGUAAUGGGGACAUCACAGACAACAUUUAUCCCGACGAUUACUUGCCCGGUGGUUCACAUUAUAGUUUAACUAUUGCCAAUACACAUUCAAGUAUUGUUACUCAUGGCUACGAUCCAGUCCUUGGCACUUUAAUGCCAAACAUCGUGUUUCGAGGGAGCUAUUCGUGGCGUGUUGAGGAUACGGUGAAUGGUGGAUAUGGAUCUGUUCUUUCUCAAGCAGUCCAUAAUUAUUCGUGUACGGAUAUAUAUUUUGCGUGGUUAGCGGCUUUGGAAAAUGGUGGCCACACUGCAGCUCAAUCGUCCGUUAUGAUCAUCGAAGUGAAAGAUUUGACCGUUGGUGACGUAAUACUCAGACGCGUCUACAAUGCCGGAGGUUCAGGCGGAGUCGAUAGUCGUUUCAAUCAAUCUGGUUCAUACUUCUAUACGCCUUCUUGGGAAAUCGAGCAUUUGGUUAUCAACAGCACUCGCAUAGGUAACAGCUUCACUUUAAGUGCACUCGCAAUAGACUGCUCACAACUUGGUCAUUCAGGUCGUAUCUAUCUCGACAGUUUUGGUGGUGUUCCAUUAUAA
Molecule: messenger RNA, 1517 nt
Organism: Adineta steineri
Lineage: Eukaryota; Metazoa; Rotifera; Eurotatoria; Adinetida; Adinetidae
Source: the annotation of a GenBank genome assembly